This is a messenger RNA of Leishmania mexicana MHOM/GT/2001/U1103, 2973 nucleotides long. Its product is annotated as putative tyrosine phosphatase. Lineage: Eukaryota; Euglenozoa; Kinetoplastea; Trypanosomatida; Trypanosomatidae. Gene Ontology annotation, molecular function: phosphatase activity. Gene Ontology annotation, biological process: positive regulation of cytokinesis; regulation of exit from mitosis; microtubule cytoskeleton organization. Bases 1 to 2973 code for a protein of 990 amino acids. The record is from RefSeq and is a predicted model, not a curated record. The transcript has a single exon.
AUGUCCGUGGCGAUGGAGGCCGUUCAUGACUUCUACCUCAAGGAGAACUUCUUCACCAGUGGUGUGGCAGGGACCAACCGCAAAGGUAGCAACACGCGCACCAUCCCGGCCGCCAGGGCAGCCGUAGGCCAGGACGCCGUCUUUGUGUCGUUGCGAGGCAUCCCGCCCUACCUCUACCGCCCCUUCUUCGCCGACUUUGGUCCGCUGGACAUGAGCUGCUGCGUGCACUUCGCGCGGCGCCUCUGUGAGCUGCUGCGGGCAGUGACGGGAUUCGAUGUGUGCACCUCCUCCGCAUCCGCUGCUGCUGCAGGAGCCUUUGACAGCGGCGCCAACUCAGGGACCACUGCCCCUGCCCACAGAAAGCGGGGUGGAAGAGGACAGUCCGCAUCGGCGUCGUCUUGCUCCCCGAGCUCCACCUCGGCGGUCUUCACGGCCUCCUCCUCCGGUUGCCCUACUGCGACCACGCUGCCAGUGGUAGUGUGCGCCAGCCUCGACGCGCAGGAGCGCGUGAAUACGGCGUGUCUGGUCGGCGCUUUCUGCGUGUUGUGCCUCGGCUGGUCGGCCGUGGAGACGUGGUAUCGCGGCUUCGUCGACAUCUACCCCGGCUUUCUCGCCUACCGCGACGCGAGCCAAGGCGUGUCGAACUACCCUCUCUCCUUGAUCGACGUGUGGGCCGGGCUCGAGCAGGGCGUGGCCCUCGGACUCGUCAACGUGCACACGUUCGACAUUCCGGCCUUCCUGGAAGGCAAGCAGCACGACUACAGCUGGGUGGUCCCUCGUCGAUUCCUGGCCAUGAGCUCCCCGCAAGACGACAAGUCCGCGCGCACCGCUGAGGUGUUCGCACGGCGGCUGCGCCCGUUAGGUGUGCGGCUUGUGGUGCGCCUCAAUGACAACCUCUACAACCCGUCGCCUCUUCUACGGCUGGGCAUACGACACGUUGACCUGCCAUACGCCGACGGCAGCGUGCCGUGCGACGCGAUGCUGCUGCGAUUCCUGCAGGCGGUAGAGGAGCACUUUGGUGAAUCAGUCACGCCGGUCUCGCUGCAAGAGUGGUGGUCGGUGCCAUCGUCGUCCACCGCGACGGCGCGAGCGGGCAGUGCAUCCAAGAAAGCUUCCUCAGCUCGUGCUAGCCAUCGGAUGCCGUCGCUGCAGCCAUGCUCACUCAUGCACUCGGGCACGUGUCGCGGCAUGCCGGAGGCGUGGACGGCAGUUCCUCCAUCGGCGCUGCGAUUACCCGCUCGGCGCCCGGACUCCGCCCACGCGAACGGCACGCAGGGCCACGACACCUGCGCCUUGGCGCCAGGUGACAAGGGUGCUGUAGCGGUGCACUGUCUCGCUGGCCUGGGCCGCACGGGCACCAUGCUCGCCGUGUACAUGAUGCGUCACUACGGCUUCACCGCGCGCGCCGUAAUUGGGUGGAUGCGACUUUGCCGGCCAGGCAGCAUCACCGGCAUUCAGCAGCAGUACCUUGACGCGAUGGAGCGACGCCUGCGGCCGCCGCCGCACAUGCUGGUCGCGCUGCAGCUGAACUCGGCAGCCAAGCUGUACGGCGCUUCCAGCGGAGGGAGGCGAUUUGGGCUCCCGUCGCGACGCACACGCUCGUCGUCCCCGUCGUCCUCGUCCGCCAUCUCCUCCACGUCUGUGAUGACAAGCGCGGCAGCCGCAGCGCAGGCAACGCGCGGAAGGGACGGAGCGGUGGCGCUGGGCGGAAACCAGCUCCGCGCUUUACCGCAGUCUCCCCUGGGAAAGGCGACAAUGGACUGCAUGCGCUCGACCGCUGCUGUGACCGCCUUUCAGACACACGGCAACGUCGUUGCGGAUGCGCUGCCGGCGACGGCGACGGCGGCGAGUAUUGUGGGCGGCCACAGUGGGCGCGGUGAUAGUGGCCGCACGAACGCGAUGGCCGCUCGAGCAGCGUUGGAUGUCGCCAGCGACAUCGGCACGUUUACGGACCUGGUGGCGUGGACCGAUCUCAUGGGACUGCGCGGGACGCAGCAACAGCGGCAGCAGCUGCUGAUGCGCCGCUUCAGCACCAGCAGCACUGCCACACUUUCUCUCAGCACAAACCAGGCAGGUGUGGAAGCCCUCGAUGUAGUCGCACGUAUGCCCGUUCUCGGAGACGACAAUCCGCAGAACAGGAGCACGGCCACGGCGUCACUGAAGCGCGGCUCUGCCACUGCCGCCGCCAGCGACCACAAGGCUUCCAACCACCCGUCGCCUCGCGCGGAUGACUACAAGUACGCCUCGACGUACUUCGUGGCGAUGGAGGAGGCGGGCGAGCUGCCGCGCGUAUACCCGUGGUCUAACUCCUCCGCUGCCAGAGGCGGGCCACGGGCAGCCCACGGCGGUGGUCCGCGAGGGGCGCGCCAUCUCGGCCGUCCCCGCUUAAGCGAAUCCAGUAUCGGAAGUGAUGCAAGCCGAGCGAAGGAGGCUCGCACAGCGCCAGCGUCGGCGGACAGCUGCCUCCGCCCCCGCCAUGGUGUCACCAGCGCGCUGCAGCGGCGGCGGCCCUACACGGCGGCGGCAGCGGUAAGCGCAGGGCCUCGGCUGUACGCGAAGCGAUAUCCGACCCAUUAUGAGCGCGGUGGUGCCGUCGACAGCAGUGAUACAGGCAUCCACGCACGAGGCGACACGCCGCCGUGUUCUGACCUCUCCGAACAGAUCCAGCAGCCCCCUCGCCCCCGCCAGGCAGCAACACGCCCGCGAGUUGGGUGGGAUGACCAGGGAGCUCAUCGCGCACAAGCCGGCCAUACAAAGGCUGACGACACCGCAGCUGCAGAUCUCCACGGUGACGUCAAGCUACAAACGCCUCACCCACCAUCGGCGCCGAUGCGCUCCUCUCUGCAACGCAGAGAUGGCGGUGUGACAGACCUGGAGAAUGGCCCGCGCUCGUCGCCGGUGCUAAGCCGCUCAUCACUGACGAUCCCUGCAACGUCGCUGCCCAUGUGGGGACGUCCAAUGCUUCGCACAUGA